AGUGAUAGAGUCCAAAAUCAAGUAAUCAACUCGUUACUCUGGCUGGCGCACAAACGCAUCAACUGAUCAACAGCAACGCCGGCGGCCGUCACACUGCCUCUCCCGGAUAUACAGAGCCGACUCCUAGAGCUUACAACGAACCAGCAGCAAGAUCAAAUCGGAGCCAAUCCAGAAGCUCUUGAAGAUGGCCGGCACCGGCGGCGGGGAGCUCAAGUACGAGAUGGCACAGAACGCCUACAUCAAGCUCGUCCUCCACGCCCUCAAGCACAAGACCUCCGCCGUCAACGGCGUCUUGCUCGGCCGCACUUCUCCUAAGAACGAAAGCCUCGUCCAGAUCGAAGAUUCCGUCCCGCUAUUCCACAAUCACCUUGGUCUCCUCCCUCCCCUCGAGAUCUCCCUCAUCAUGAUAGAGGAGUACUAUAGUGCUCGAGGUCUUGGAGUUGUGGGGUACUUCCACGCGAAUGAGAGGUUUGAUGACACAGAGCUUGGUAAUAUAUCGAAGAACAUUGCUGAUCACAUCUCUCGCUAUUUCCCACAGGCUGCUGUUCUAUUGCUAGAUAACAAGAAGCUUGAAGCUUUACCAAAAGGGAAAGACCGCAGCCCUGUUGUGCAGCUUUACACAAAGGAUGCAUACAAGAACUGGAAGCUGGUUGCGGAAGAUGGGGGCAUUCGCUUGACAUUUAAGGAACCAGCUGCAAAUACCAUCUUACUGGACUACAUUUCUUCCGAGAAGUGGCAAGAGGUGGUUGAUUUUGAUGAUCAUCUCGAUGACAUUACCAAGGACUGGUUGAACCCAGAUCUGUUCAAGUAAAAGCACCUUGUUUGGAUGUGCAUCUUGGCUAUGCUCCAUUUUCACUUGAUGGCAAGGUUGGCUGAUCUUGAUGUACUAUGUCGGCAUCAUAUCACGACUCACAGAGGCAACAAGUUCUUUUGCGCGUUCGCCGUGGGAAAUUUUUGUAGCUUGUAUUCAUGGAAAAGAAACAUCCUUUCCAUGCUUAACUUUACCAGACAAGUUCCUGGGUACCUUUGUUUUCUGAACUAUAGCUUCACUGCAUCAAUCUGGUUUGUUAAAAGUUGCACCGAAAGUUACCCAAGUAGCAUCAUCCAUGCUUAAAUCUUAAUGUAACUGACAAUGAGAUCCCAAACUUUUUUGUUCCAAGUGCUGCAGCAGUUCUAUGGAAUAUUGUUUUGUUUUAAUCAACA
Molecule: messenger RNA, 1203 nt
Organism: Linum tenue
Lineage: Eukaryota; Viridiplantae; Streptophyta; Magnoliopsida; Malpighiales; Linaceae
Source: the annotation of a GenBank genome assembly